AGGAAACGCAGAUUAUUGUCCUAUGAAAUGAGAGCAUGACCAGCAAACACAGCCACGAGCACCACCCCUAUGAUUAUACAGUUCUUUAUCAUUUCUUUUUACAUAAUCGCUAACAUGAUCGAAGGUCUGCUGCCUGAUAACAAUGUUUAUAUAAACUUUUGACAAGCCGCUUGCUCUGGUCAUUUGAUGUGUCAACGCUUAAUGGAUACGUCCAAAUCAGUGAUGAGGACUUGCGGUAUGCGGCCCGUCCACUCUCGCACUGGCUGAGUGCUGAAAACUGAAUGUGGGCCGCUCUGCGGCUCCCACUCCAACUCCCGCCAUGGGAAAUACCUCCACCAAAUUCCGUAAAGCACUUAUCAGUGGAGAUGAAGGCCUAGCUUGUCAACUCUAUGACAGUAACCCCCAAUUUAAAGAGGCUCUAGAGCCCAACGCAUCUUAUGGGGAGCCCUAUCAACACAACACACCCCUGCACUACGCCUCACGCCAUGCCAUGACGCGCCUCAUCAGGUCUUUCCUUUUCUCCAAAGAUGGCAACCCCAACAAGUGCAACAUUCACAAUGAGACGGCGCUGCACCUGCUGUGCAUGGGCCCGCAGAUCCUGCUGGGUGAGGGGGCGCUGCAGCCGCGGAUCAGCCGCCCCCAGGAGGACGAACAGAACCGGGCUGAGUGCCUCCAGAUGAUCCUGCAGUGGACCGGAGCCAAGCUGGACCAGGGCGAGUAUGAGAGAGCCAACGUCAAUGCCACCGACAACAAAAAGAGCACCUGCCUGCACUACGCGGCGGCUGCUGGCAUGAAGAAUUGUGUUGAGCUAUUAGUGAAGAACGAUGCAGAUUUGUUCGUGGAGAACGAGGACAGGGAGACGCCGUGUGACUGUGCGGAGAAACAGCAUCACAAGGAGCUGGCGCUCAGUCUGGAGUCUCAGAUGGUUUUCUCUCAGGAUGCUGGAGCUCAGGAGAUAGAAGCAGAGUACGCCGCCCUUGACCGACGAGAGCCAUAUGAGGGUUUGAAACUUCAGGACUUGCGUCGGCUGAAGGACAUGUUGAUAGUGGAGACGGCAGACAUGCUGCAGGCUCCUCUCUUCACGGCUGAGGCGCUGCUGCGAGCUCACGACUGGGACAGGGAAAAACUUCUGGAAGAUUGGAUGUCUAAUGCAGAGGACUGCUGCCAGCGCUCAGGUAUUCAGAUGCCAACUCCCCCACCAAGUGGCUACAAUGCUUGGGACACUCUGCCUUCACCUAGAACUCCCAGAACAACUCGUUCCUCCAUCACGUCCCCUGAUGAGAUCAGCCUGCUGUCACCUACUGAUGGCCUUGCCCUGUGUGGAAUUUGCAUGUGCACCAUAUCUGUGUUUGAGGACCCUGUGGACAUGUCGUGUGGACACGAGUUCUGCCGGGCAUGCUGGGAAGGGUUUUUGAAUCUGAAGAUCCAGGAAGGGGAAGCACAUAACAUCUUUUGCCCUGCUUAUGACUGCUUCCAGCUGGUUCCUGUGGAGGUCAUUGAAAGUGUUGUCUCCAGAGAGAUGGAUAAGCGCUACCUGCAGUUUGACAUUAAGGCUUUUGUGGAUAAUAAUCCUGCCAUUCGCUGGUGCCCCGUAGCCAGAUGUGAAAGAGCCGUACGAUUGACUAGACCAGGACCUGGAGCCUCUGACACUCGGAGCUUCCCCUUGCUCAAAGCCCCUGCUGUAGACUGUGGGAAAGGCCAUCUCUUCUGCUGGGAGUGUCUUGGUGAUGCUCAUGAACCCUGUGACUGUGAGACAUGGAAGAUGUGGCUGCAGAAGGUGUCUGAAAUGAAGCCUGAAGAAUUGGCUGGUGUGAGUGAAGCUUAUGAAGAUGCUGCCAACUGCCUGUGGCUGCUCACCAACUCUAAACCUUGUGCCAACUGCAAAUCCCCCAUCCAGAAAAACGAAGGCUGUAAUCACAUGCAGUGCGCGAAGUGCAAGUAUGAUUUCUGCUGGAUUUGUCUUGAGGAAUGGAAGAAACACAGCUCCUCUACCGGAGGAUACUAUCGAUGUACGCGCUACGAGGUCAUCCAACAGGUUGAGGAACAGUCCAAGGAAAUGACUGUGGAGGCAGAAAAAAAGCACAAGAGUUUUCAGGAACUCGACUGUUUUAUGCAUUAUUACACACGAUACAAGAACCACGAACACAGUUACCAGUUAGAAGAACGACUCCUGAAAACAGCCAAAGAAAAGAUGGAGCAACUGAGCAAAGCUUUCAUUGGAAGGGACGGAGCCCCACCUGACACCACGUUCAUUGAGGACGGUGUGCAUGAACUUCUCAAGACCCGACGCAUCCUUAAGUGCUCUUAUCCAUAUAGUUUCUUCUUGGAGCCCAAAAGCACAAAGAAAGAAAUAUUUGAACUUAUGCAGACUGAUUUAGAGAUGGUCACUGAAGACCUUGCUCAGAAGGUGAACAGGCCUUACCUCCGCACCCCUCGCCAUAAGAUCAUCAGUGCCAUGUAUCUGGUGCAGCAAAAGAGACGAGAGUUUUUGGCCUCUGUGGCUCGAGGUGUCGCCCCAAAUGAUUCCCCUGAGGCUCCGCGCCGCAGUUUUGCUGGUGGAACGUGGGAUUGGGAGUAUCUGGGAUUUGCCUCUCCUGAGAUGGUGAGGAAUCACCCAGUACGGGGAUCAAAUGCACAGCGUGAGAACAAUUACAAUGCAGGAGGCCAGCCGCAGGAAUACUCCGAGUUCCAGUACAGACGGAGACACAGGCAGCGGCGUCGGGGAGACCUGCUCCGACUGCACAGCCUCCGCAGUAACACCCCUGAACCCCACGACUCCACUGACAACACUUCAGAAACACAUGAGGGAGGCAGUUCACAAAGGCAGUUCUCCACGGCACUUGGUUCCCUGGAUGACGAUGACCCCAAUAUUUUGCUGGCUAUUCAGCUGUCCCUACAGGAGUCCGGGCUGGCCUUGGACCCCGAGCCUCAGGAUGUGCUCAGUAACGACGCCUCUGUAGGUGCCAGUGGUUCCUCUCUGUCCUCUAGACUGGAUUCUGCCCCCCAUACUGCGGAUCCUCCCCGGGCUUCCAUGAGCAGCUCUGAGCUUCUGGAGCUGGGAGACAGCCUUAUGAGACUGGGCAACAUUACCAGCCACUAUACACCCUUUAACAUGAGUUCCUACCCUGAUGCCUUCACCCCGAGUGACCCGGACUGCCUGGACCCUUCCACCAAUGCCAACCUGCUUGGCAACAUUAUGGCCUGGUUCCAUGAUAUGAAUCCACAGAGCAUUGCACUGAUUCCCUCAGCCACCUCGGAUGCCAGUCCCGAGCCACCCGCUUUUGGAGAGGGACAGUCUGCCAAAGCCCAGGACGAGGAGAACGAAGUGGGGAGUCCUGAGCAAGGCUCCCUAUCGCUGACAAAAGAAAGUACAGAUAUGUUGGCGACGCAACUUUUGGAGCUAGAAUGUGUGGAUGAUGUACAACCUCCUAAAGCAGAGUCAUCCUUAGAGGAUUCGGGCGGCAGUGUAGAUCUCACUAGUGCAGUUUGUCCUGAAAGCAGUGCUGAUCCGCAGGUAACCGACCUCUCCUCAGAGUGGGAGGAAGAAGUGCACCUAGUGUGAGGAAUAAGUCCAAUUACGUUUACCAACUGAGUGCUCUUAUUGUGCCAAAACACUAAAUAAAAGCAAAACUGUUUGUGCAAAAAUGGAGACGUGUGAAAGAGGUGCAGUGGGGUUAGAUGGGACUUGUCUCGGUUGCGUGUUGCACCACGUCUGGUGGAAGGAAUGAGAAAACGUGCUCAGAUUCAAGCUAAUGAAAGUAGAUGAGAGAAGAGUGGGCCUCAUUCACUAACCGUAUUUGUGUGUAUGAAUGUUUUUGCACAGAAAUCAUAGUUCAUCAAAACGUUUGCACUUUUUUUCCUACAAUUUAGAACCAACUAAAACGGCAUGCAUGUAAAAAUCAGUUCUUGUGGCCCUAAAAACGUGCUUUUAAGCCGAAAUGUUUUAUAUUUAAUUGAAAUUUGACCUGAGAAUUUAACAAAAGAUGUAGCAUUAAAGAAUUCAGAGCAUUAUAGUUUGAUCUGGAGUAGUUUCUGCAUAAAAAGCUGUUGUUAGGCCUAUAUAAAGGUCUGUUGUGUACGAAAAACCACUAAAUGGAGAUGUUUAGGACGCUAAUUAUUAACUUUAGGCACAUUUAUGUAGGAUAAUCUGGAUUUAUCAACAUUAGAAAGAGUGUAAGAGCAAAUUUAUGUGCAUACCUGUUGUGAAUCGUGGAAAUUUUGUGUGAGAACCUUUUCUGUGCACAUAAGAACACACGGUUAUAAGUGAAUGUUGCAAUGAAAUGGAGGUAGUGCCAUCUUUUCUUCCGUAUUGUGACGUACAUCUGAGUGAAAUGGAUUAUUGGAAAAGGGAAAAAAAUGUAGGGCGGGGACUUUUAUAUCCAUCGUUUGUUGACUGGAUGGAGGCAGAUCUGAACGCAAGCUUGCGCAGUGUAUUUUCCCGCGGAAUUGGGCUACUUUUACACUGUUGCCGCGGGUUGUUUUUUAGUCCGACAUCCCCCCGGGAACUCAAUUUUUACCCCCCCUAAUGCGGUUGGGCUGGUUUUGAAUAGCAGUUAGGCUGGUUUUGUUACGCAAACCUGGCAACCUUUAUUGUUUGUAAGAAGGGCGGGGUUUAAGUGGAUUAAAUGAUUGGAGAAGGCUGGCAUACAUCACCAGAGAAAAGUCAUUUUCAUCUGAAGAUAUGACAUCUCGACUAAAAAUUUAUGAGGUCAAAAGAAAAAGAAAUUAUGGACAGAUGAAUUGUCCACAAUAAGAUAAAUGACACGCAUAUAGAAAUCUUUCAUUUCAUGCUGACUUUUUUGGCCAUCUCCAGAAAUCAUGCUGUGGGUGCCAUGUAUUAGAUUGGAAAUUCAUUCUUUCUUUUAAAGAGAUGAAAUGGAUCAAGUUUUGACAGUUGUAUCUUUAUGAAAAGAAAAAAAAGGAAUGUUUACAUGCAGAAGAAAUUCAUUUGCAUUGAUCCACUGUUUCUGGACUCUUACAGUUACUGUGAACAGUGUGAAGUCAUCAUUAAGACCUGAACCUUUUGCUUUUCAUGAGUUCUUUGCCCUGUUUUCUUUUCUUUUUAUUCUACAGCAGCCCUUUUAUUUAGCAAUGCCAAUCUGAUGCUUUAUUUCAAAACACUAAUGUUCUUUUUAUGCCAUAUUUAAUGCAAUUGGUGCGUACAAUGCACAUUUCACAUUAUGAAUGAGGAGUGUGAAAUGUUGUUUGCUGAAAAACUUCAACAUGUUGUCCUGUUGUUUCGCUUCAGAAAGGUAACACUUCAUGUAAAAGAGAUUGUGAUAGCAUUGUCUAUUGUGACUACUACACACAACACCUCUGAUAUCCAGUGUUGUGUAUUUCAUUGGGCUCAUGUAUAAUGCAUAUAUAUGCAUAAAGACACUCCACUGGUCUUCUGAAGCAAUAGAGAGAUAAAAACAGUGGUUUUCCUGAUUUUGUUUGUGUGCCACUCAGUCAGACGCAUAGGAAGUUGUUAUCUUUAACAACAAAAACAGUUAUAUUAGUCUCGUGUUGUACAGCAUAUGUGGCCAAACGGAUAAACCAACCUUCUUUGCUGAAGACCUUCCCUGACAAAACAUACUGUGGAGUAACCAGGACUUUAAGGAAUAUUCCAGGUUAAAUGCAGUUUAAGAUUUAGAGACAGCAUAUGUGGCAUGGUAUUGAGUACCACUUAAUUUUUUUGUACAAAAAAAGCAAUGCAUGAUGCUGUCCAUAUCUUAAAGUGUUAUUUAAACCAGAAUAUUAAUCUAAUAGUCAUAAAUACUGUAGUUUGAUUUCUAUUAAUGAUACAUAACUGUUGGAAGGCUUUAGAUGUAAGGAAGAGAUUGUUGUUUUGUGUGUGUUUUUUUUUUAUUUUAUUUUAUAGAUACUACUGUGCUCAUCAGUGUGCCUUUUUUGUACUUUUUCUUAUUUAUAUACAUGUUGCCUAAUUAAGUUAGUGUUUGCUGUGUCAAUCAAAUACAAUCAACCUUACAUAUUAAUUUUUCCCCCGAUUAGAUAGUCUUUGUUUCAUGUUGACGACAGCCUCGUGUUUUGUAUUACACUGAAUUGGUUGCCAUGUUUUGAUUGCCUGUCAUUACAGUUAGUAUGGCUCUACAGAGGUGUCUUUUAAUGACAGUAUAAUAUAAGGGGAAAGAAAGAAUAGGCUUUUUUUUCUCAGAUAAAAUUCACAUUGGACAUGAUGACCAGUUUUUACAUCUUAAUCUGACCAUUGUGUGUAAAAAUGGAUGAAGUUUGGAUUUUUUUGUUUCUUUUACUGAAGUAUUUAUGGUGGUGGUAUUUUUUUUUUUUUUAAACAUGACCAUUAACCUUGAAUUGUCAUUUGCACAUUCAUAGACUAUACUUGAUACAUUCCCAGUUUGUAUGAUGUGUAGCCAAUAAACAGAAAGUAUUGGUAAAGGUUUGCUCGGAUUAAAAAGUUUAAAAUAGAGUCCUCUUAUUUGCUGUGGUUCAUGAAAAAAAAUGCUACAUACUGUACUUGCUUUCUUUAAAUUAAAUGACAAUGAACAGCG
This is a messenger RNA of Ctenopharyngodon idella (grass carp), 6509 nucleotides long. It is a transcript of the gene ankib1a, whose product is annotated as ankyrin repeat and IBR domain containing 1a. NCBI's taxonomy places the organism in Eukaryota, Metazoa, Chordata, Actinopteri, Cypriniformes, Xenocyprididae. The record is from RefSeq and is a predicted model, not a curated record. Gene Ontology annotation, molecular function: ubiquitin protein ligase activity; ubiquitin conjugating enzyme binding; zinc ion binding. Gene Ontology annotation, biological process: positive regulation of proteasomal ubiquitin-dependent protein catabolic process; ubiquitin-dependent protein catabolic process; protein polyubiquitination. Gene Ontology annotation, cellular component: cytoplasm; ubiquitin ligase complex. The transcript has 21 exons. The coding region runs from base 320 to 3562 and encodes 1080 amino acids.